Molecule: messenger RNA, 38044 nt
Organism: Pelobates cultripes (western spadefoot toad)
Lineage: Eukaryota; Metazoa; Chordata; Amphibia; Anura; Pelobatidae
Source: the annotation of a GenBank genome assembly
CCCACAGCACCUCCUCGCGGUGACCUUGGGGAGGGUAGACACAAAUAGUGGAAGGGGCUGACCCAAAGUGAGCAGUAGAAAGUUUGAAGAGGGGAGUCGCAGAGUGCUCUGUCCGUAGAAGAAGCUCCCAUCCUACAAAAGAGCAGCUUCUCCAGCCCUUUCGGAGGAUGCACUGGUCCAGCAAGCAACUUUUACAAUAGACGUUUACUUGCAUUACUUUGUUGAGGAGGUAACAUAUUCUUUAUUUUCUGUGCUGUUUGUUUUUGUUUCAUUGUAUGAAGGAUUUUAUUUUUUUCCCUUUUUUCUUAAUUAAGGGGGGGAGGGAUGGGGCAGAUCAGUGUUCUUAUUUCAAAGUUAUUAUAUUGUCAAAUACUGGAUUUGUCUGUUAUUUUUGUUUGUUUUGGUGCAUAGAGACAUUGUAAUCAGGAAUCAUAAUGUGUUUAAAUGAGCCAAGUCUAGUUAGCAUUCAGUGUUUGUGGUGGAUGGGCACUAUAAGAACGUAUUGCUGCCAAUGUGAGAUCAAUAUAAUAUCUUUCUCAACGUUCUGCUUCUGUUGGUUUCACUGCCAUAGUUGGAAUCUGAGUUGGUGAUCUGAGCAUUCUGUUAGGAUACGUUAUAAAGCUGCUUUUUUUUAAGGAGUUCUAAAUGAAACCAGAACCACUCCUAAAUUUGUAACGGUAAUAUAUUGAUACCCUCUGCUGCCUGUGAGACCCCCUGUACAACAGUGACAGACUGGGACCCUCUGUGUAACAGUAAGUGACUGGGACCCUUUGUGUAACAGUAACUGACUGGGACCCUCUUUGUAACAGUGACAGAGGGAGACCCUCUGUAUAACAGUGACAGAGUGAGACCCUCUGUGUAACGGUGACAGAGUGAGACCCUCUGUAUAACAGCGAUAGACUGGGACCCUCUGUGUAACAGUGACAGAGUGAGACCCUCUAUGCAACAUUCACAGAGUGAGACCCUCUGUGCAACAGUGACAGAGUGAGACAGACUGGCACCCUCUGUGUAACAGUGACAGAUUGGGACCCUCUGUGUAGCAGUGACAGAGUGAGACCUUGUGUGUAACAGUGACAGAGUUAGACCCUCUGUGUAACCGUGGAGACCCGCUGUGUAACAGUGACAGAGUGAGGCCAUCUCCUGUCUGUGUAACAGUAACAGACUGCCUCUCCUGUAACAGACUCACUGGGCCAUUCACUGAAGUAAUAAUCGUUUGGAAUUCUAUCUGCAUUAAAACUAUCUGCAUUGGAAACAUUCUCCAAAAUUAACUAUGCUUCCAGUUUGGGUAUUUUCAUCUAAAUUUUUAAAUUGAUUUUCAAUUCCUGACAGUUCUUACUGUGAGACCCUCUGCUGUCUCUGCAGGAGUGAUAUCCAAGAUAUCCAAAAGCUGUUUUAUUUUAGCAUUCAGAGUCCAUUAUAGUAUGAAAAAUAACUUGCAUUAGUGGGCCACACAUGUAAAAAUAUUUGAUUGAUGUGCCAUUGAUUGAUCCAUUUGAUGCCCAGGUAAGAAUAUAUUUGUAAUAAGGCCUUCUAGGAAUUGUACACAAUAUUUACAGAAUUCCAUCAAAUGCUUUUUGUUGUUAGGUUUUUUAAAAAUCAUUUAAAGCUGAUAAUGAGGACAAUUACCCUGCACAAUAUUUACUUAAAGGGAAACUAUAGUGCCAGGAAUCAAAGUUAUUUAAAAAUCCCUUCUGUGACUUACCUGAUUCCAGCACCAAUGUCCCUCGGCUGGUUCAUGCUCCACCUCCGCUCCUCCCCCGGCAAAGUCAACUGGUGGGAGACCUAAUGCGCAUGCGCAUGCAUUAGUACUUCCAUCAUAGGAAAGCAUGUAUUAUGCUUUGCUAUGGGGUCUCACAUGACGCUGGAUGUCCUCUUGUAUAGUGUGAGGACAUCCAGCAUCAGUUAGGUGACCAAAAAGUAGCCACGAAAGGUGAAGUUAACCUUCAAAGGUAAUUAUUGCAGUUUAUUAAAAACUGCAGUUGUUACCUUUGCAGAGUUAAAGAACCACUAUAGUGCCAGGAAAAUAUAUUAGUUUUCCUGGCACUAUAGUGCCCUGAGGGUGCCCCCACCCUCAGGGUCCCCCUCCCGUCGGGCUCUAGGGUGAGGAAGGGGUUAAACUUACCUCUUUCUCCAGCACCGGGCAGGGAGCUCUCCUCCUCCUCUCUGCCUCCUCCUCGGCUGAAUGCGCAUGCGCGGUAAGAGCCGCGUGCGCAUUCAGCCAGUCUCAUAGGAAAGCAUUCACAAUGCUUUCCUAUGGACGCUGGCGUCUUCUCACUGUGAAAAUCACAGUGAGAAGCACGCAAGCGCCUCUAGCGGCUGUCAAUGAGGCAGCCACUAGAGGCUGGAUUAACCCUAAUGUAAACAUAGCAGUUUCUGAAACUGCUAUUUUUAUAGAAAAAUGGGUUAACCCUAGCUGGAUCUGGCACCCAGACUACUUCAUUAAGCUGAAGUGGUCUGGGUGCCUAUAGUGGUCCUUUAAGGAACCUGGGACACUGCACCCAGACCACUUCAAUGAGCUGAAGUGGUCUGGGUGUCUAUAAUGUCCCUUUAAUAAUAUAGUGCAAAAUUGCUAUGUAUACUUUGUAUUUCAAUAACUAGAUAUUGAUAGUUUUCUACAUAUACAAAAUCCAUGUUAGAUAGAUGGAUGUCAGUGUAAUGCAGAAUAUCUGGACGCGGGGGGCGGGUUAACCUUUGGGGUCAAAAAGGCAAUAAUUUGCCUUACGUUAAAGCAGUGGUUCUUAACAUUUUUUUACUGAGACAUAAUUUCUAGAUUGCAUUGUCUAUAGUAGUUCCCAAACAUUUUUUUGGAUGAAGACACACUUCAAUCAGCAACAUUUACAAGGCAUAUUUGUUUUAACAUUAGCAGUGGUUUAUGUCAUUAUUACAUUUGCUCUUUAUAGAGAGAUAAGUAUACUUCUAGCCAAACGGACUUAUUAGUUUAUUAAUAUUUGCAAAAUAAGGAUUCAAUUUCCAUGCUAAUGAAAAAACAAACAAACAAAAAAAAACAUUAAAAGGGACACUCUACGUGCCAAAACAACUUUAGAUUACUUAAGUGUUUUUGGUGUAUGGAUCAUACUCCUGUAGUCUCACUAAUAACAAACAAAAAAUAUUAUUAAAAGUAACAUUCUACUCGCCAAAACAACAUAUAUAUGUUUUUGGUGUAUGUUUUUGUUGUAUGGAUCAUACUCCUGUAGUCUCACUAUUAAACCAUCUGCCAUUUAGAAGUAAAAUCACACUUUGUUUAUGCAGCCCAGCCACACCUUCCUGCCUGUGACUCACAUAACCUCAAUGCCAACUUCCUGUAAAAAGAGAUCUAAUGUUUAAACUUCCUUUAUUGCACAGUGAGUUUAAUGUAGAAUUUCAUAUCGCUUGCGCUAUUGAUUUCCCACUAGAGCCUGCAGAAUCAUGCUUGAUUAAAGUUAAAUUGACUUUGAUUAAAGUUAAAUUGACUCUAAAGCAUGGGUGUCCAACCUUUUGGCUUCCCCAUACCACAUUGAAUGAAGAGGAAUUGUUCUGACCAAACAUAAAAUAUAUAAUAUAAUUAAUUUAUAUAAUACAACUUCAAAAGCCCUUUUCUUCAUUUUGAUAGUACAUUUGUUUAGUAGGUAACUCCCUUAUUUCUUAUGCUUAUGUAGGAUUGCCAUAUUUAAGGACACCAAAUUAGGGAGCUAUCUACUAAACAAAUACACAUAGUUACAUAGUUACAUAGUUACAUAGCUGAAAAGAGACUUGCAUCCAUCAAGUUCAGCCUUCCUCACAAAUGUUGUUGCUGUUGAUCCAAAAGAAGGCAAAAAACCUGGUCUGAAGCGCUUCCAAUUUUGCCACAAACUAGGAAAAAUUCCUUCUUGACCCCAAAAUAGCAGUCAGAUGUCUCCUUGGAUCAAGCAGCUAUUACCCCACUAAUUAGAAAUUAUAUCCCUGUAUGUUAUGUUUUUGUAAGUAAUUAUCCAAUUUCAGUUUAAACAUCUGUAUGGACUCUGACAAAACCACCUCUCCAGGCAGAGAUUUCCUUUCCUUAUUGUUCUUAAUGUAAAAAAACCUUUUCUUUGCCUUAGAUGAAAUCUCCUUUCUUCCAGCCUAAAUGUGUGACCUCGUGUCCUAUGUAUAUGCACAUAACCAGAGAUAGACACAAACACAAAAAAGAUAAGAAGUCCUAAUGUUAAUCUACCAUGCUGUGCAAAAAAAAACCUUAUUAAUGCUGUGUGAGUUCAAGACCAGCGUGACUGCUAGGCAAAUUAUGCAGCCGCCUAAGAUGCACCAGGGGCGCUAUGACUGGGUGGCUGGCAGGAGGGGAGCACACUGCACAGCGCUCCCACUCCUGACAGUCACUUCAUGUGGCAUGGCCGAGAGGACCAUGGUAGAGGAUCUUCUGUAUCUUUUACCAAGUCUGAUAGGAAGCUGUUUGUUACUCCUAGUGAGCAGCUUCCUAUCAGACUAAAUAGAGGAUACAGAAGAUCCUCUGCCAUGGCCUGCUCGAAUGUUGGCAGACACAGGAGGGGAGGGGGGAAAGAGACCACUGGUAGAGCGAUGGAGGACAAAGAGGCACACAGGUGGGCUGGGGGGAGAAAGAAACCCACAAAGGUGCUGAGGGGAAGAGACACAUAGAGGAUCUGGGGAAUGGGAUAAAGACACACAAAGGGGCUGGGGGACGAAAGAGACACAGAAAGUUGGCAAUUUUUGUUUUGGGUGUGGGGGGAUACAAGUAGCUGAUCUUGCCUAGGGCAGAAAAUAGUCUUGCACAGGCCUUGUGUGAGUCGUAUCCAAGAGAUGUGUUGCCAGAGUUGCAUAAACAGAUUUAACUUCUAAAUAGCAAAUGAUUAAGCAGUGAGCAUGACCAUUAGCUUUACUAAUCUAAAGUUGUUUUGGUGCUCUGAAUAUCCCAUCCAGGAUUGCAUUAUGCCUAUUGCAGCUGAAAGACAAAUUGUUUGUGUUACACUUUCAGGUUUCUUGUGCCAUGACAAACCAGUUGAAAAAUACUGGUUUGGGAAACUAUUUUAUAUUUUAUGGUUGCAAAAAUACUUUUGUGACCAAUUCGUAUACUGUAUGAUAUGCAACAAAAUUAAUUCUUCAACAUAUGUCGUCAAGACUCCAGGAAUAAUACAGAAAUCAGAGCCACCAAAAUAGCAAUGGGAUCCAAUUUUGAAUUCCGAUCGAUGGUUUAAUAAUCACAUAGUUUAAAAUUAUUACACAAUUUGAGUUAUCUGUUUUCUGAAAAGGAUUACCAUAACAACACUGAAAUCAAUUACCAUAUAUAGAUCUUAUAUGUGAUAUAAGAUCUAAAUAUGGUAAUCGAUUUCAGUGUUGUGUCUGCAUAGAACAUUUUAGGAGGGCUUGCUAAAGGCAAGGAUACACAGGUUCUGAUUUGCUAGUGGUUAUGUUGACUAAAACCCUAUGUUGCUAAAACAAUGUCUCUUUUUUGGUUCAUUGGAUUUCAAGUAAGUUUACUAUCUUUUUUGUAUUUAUUUAUUUUCUUGGUUUUAAAGGGGAUUGCUGCAUACUAUACCCAGUAGGGCAUUGUAAUUUAAAAUAAAAUGUUUGUUAUAAAGGGUUAGAGUAACCCUUUAAGGAAUAACUUUUUCUUUUUGUUUUUGAAUAAUAUUUUAUAUCUCUGCAGUGACAACCAUGACUCGACUACCUGUAUUGUGUUUGCUGCUCUGCUCUGUGUUUCAUUCUCUCUUGGCACAGAAUGAUGUUGAUCUGGCUCAACCAUGUGCAGGUAACUUGACCACAUAUGCUGACACUGUAACAGUUUUAACAGAUGUCCAGGCAUUUUAUGAUUUUGGCCAAACCCUCAUGCAUACCUGCUCAAUUUUACAUAAUUGCACAACUUUAUCUUAACACAAUCUCCUUCAAUGUUCUCUUUCCAAGCGAUGUCUUGCGCUACACCCUCUGAUGAAAAUUCAUUAAGAUCAUAUCAAAUCUCGUUGGGUAGGUUUGAUGGUUACCCGUGCCAUAUGUUUAAAGAUAUAUCACAGAGCAUGCAUCUAUGUAGAGGGAUCCAUGUUACAAUGGGUAGAUGAUAAAAGUGAUAUGGUCUCAUUUAUGUUCUGCUACCCAGAAUCUCUCUGUUUGUUGAUUGACAUGUUCUGUGUGGUCUACUUGUGGCACUUCAAACUACCUGCAUGGUCAUUUUGUACCCUCUUAAUGAAGAAUGAAAUGUUCUGUGUUCCAUUGGAGCAUUUUUGUUCAAAAUCCUAACUGUACACAGAUACUUUGGUUUCACAUCUCAUACCACCGACUUGUUUCGUAAGCCUUCACUGCUACUUUUGCACAAGAAAGUAUAUUUAUGUCCACUUGCAUCCUUUUCACUGAAUACGCAUGAAUGUAAUACAGUGUCUUUUCUUUACACUUGCACAUUAACAUAUUCCUGUAAUGUCUCCAAAUCCUGCCUUGUACAAUGUUCAGGAGUUUAUUGUGUUCACCUGUAUACACUGACAAAAUCCAUGUGGUCUUCCUACAGAUAAGAUCAACUGCCCAAUCAAUGUAUACUUCAUCAUUGAUACAUCUGAGAGUAUCAUCCUCCAAACUGCACCAAUCCAGAGUUUACUAGAUCACAUGAAACGCUUCAUUCCUAAAUUCCUUGAGAAGUUGGAGAAUGCGGCAUAUCUAGACCAGGUUAUGCUGUCUUGGCAGUAUGGUGGCCUCCAUUACUCAGAUGAGGUGAAAUCAUACAGCAAAAUGACCACCAAUAAGAAUCAGUACAUAGAAGAUCUCCGCAAAGUGCAGUACAUUGGUCGUGGUACCUUUACAGAUUGUGCCAUCUCCAAUAUGACAGCUGAAAUUCAGGCUCAAAUCCAGACUCAAACCGAGAAAACCACCAAUUUUGCCAUAGUUAUCACAGAUGGUCAUGUGACUGGAAACCCAUGUGGUGGUGUGAAGUUCCAGGCAGAUAGGGCUCGGGAUCUUGGAAUCAAGUUGUUCGCUGUUGCUGCAAGCCAUGAUGUUUAUGAAUCAGGUCUUCGAGAGAUCGCAAACCUUCCUCAUGAGUUGUACCGGAACUCAUACACUGUGACCACUGCUGCAGAUCAGACCGUAAUAGAUGAGAAAACCAUUGAUAAAAUAAUCCAGGUCAUGGUAAGUAUGUUGAACGGAACAGAAUACCACACUUACACAUUUUGUACGCGAAUGUGUGCAUUUGUUUUUGUAUCGCAAAUAUUUUUUAAUUAUAGAAAAAUAAUUCCAUUCACAAAGUUGUCACACAGAGUUGAUAUUUUUAUUUUCUACUACUGAAUCUAAUCAUCCAUCUCUUUAAACAAAACCAUUUAUGUAUUCAGUUGAAAACCACAAGUCAAUUAAUAUACGUCUGUAAUGUGCACACAAAAUAGUGUGAUUGACAGCAGCUAACAUACUCAGAAAAUACACAAACCAAAAGUGGGCAGCGACACCCUUACUAAUUAUAGUGAAAACAUUAAAAUAAUGAAGAUCAAUUCUGCCAUUCCAGAAAGUGAAGGUGCAAAACAAUAAUAAUAUUAUGAGUAAUAUGGAGGGUUUAAAAAUAACAAGAAUAUUUGGUUUAUUAAAAACUAGACGGGAAUAAAAUUAAAAUUGAGGGAGAAAAAAAAAAUACUGUGAGAAGAGCAUGAACAGAAAGAAUAUGCACACAAUACACAAGUAUUGCAACAGCUAUAUGUGGAAACAUCACUUUCCCAUGUGAUGUCAGUGUGUAGGAGCUGGAGUCUGGGUUCCCUAGAGUAAAGGAUCACUAUAGCGUCAGGAACACAAACAUGUAUUCCUGACCUUAUAGUGCUAAAACCACCAUAUAGCCCCCCUGGGCCACUCAUGCCUCCAUAAAUAUAGUAAAAAUCUUACUGUAUUCCAGCCAGAAGCUGUAACUCUGCAUGCUGUUAGACUCAGAAAAACAAACAGUCUGCAGACAUCAGCAGAAGUGGUGGCCUGAUCCAAUCACAAUGCUUGGAUUGGCUGAUUGGCUGAGACUGACAAAGAGGCAGAUCAGGGGCAGAGCCAGGAUGAUUCAAACACAGCCCUGGCCAAUCAGCAUCUCCUCAUGGAGAUGAAUUGAAUCAAUGAAUCUCUAUGAGGAAAGUUCAGUGUCUGCAUGCAGAGGGAGGAGACACUGAAUGUUUGGAUGCAUUUUAGGCAGCCAUGACCCAGGAAGGAUCUCUAACAGCCAUCUAAGGAGUGGCCAGUGAAGUUGUCAGUAGGCUGUAAUGUAAACACUGCAUUUUCUCUGAAAAGACAGUGUUUACAGUAAAAAGCCUGAAAGUAAUGAUUCUACUCACCAGAAAAAAAAUUCAAUAAGCUGUAGUUGUUCUGGUGACUAUAGUGUCCUUUUAAGCUGGACAUAAAUAUGGCAAGGACUUAAGAUAACUAAUGAGGGAAGCUUCCAACCAAAAUAUCCUAUACAAUAAGCUCUAAUGGGACUGUCACUUUAACAAAAUGCAUCAGAAAUUAAUUCAUUCCAGGGCCAGUGCUACAGUAAUGCAAAUGAGACUUUUGCCUGGAGCGCUGACCCAAAUGGGAACUCUCUGCACUUCCACAGAUUGGAGAAAAACAACUGGUCAGCACAAUCAUCUAUUUACAGAUGUUUACCUGUUACAGAGUGCCUGCACCUUACGGUUGUGAGCCCAGCACACUGUUUCCUUUAGGAAAGUAGUACAAGUGGGAACACAUACAGCAAUCUGCAGCUGAGAUGCAUACAUAGGCUACACCCAUAUGAGCUACUGGGAUCAAGCAGCUCUCUUUGCACAGGUCACAUGAAAAUACACAACCAUCAUCACAAUGUAACCUCCACACGCAAAUAUAUGUCCCAUGUGUCCCUAUUUUGAAGGAACAGUCCCUAUUUUUGGCCCAAAUUCCUUUGCCCCUUUUUUCUAUCCUAAUAUCCAUCUUUUUUAGGAGCUCCAUAUUGUUGAUGUGUCUGAGUGUAUAACAGAGCUACAAGGCAAUAAUACUGUUUAUAUUAAUGGAUAUUUAAACUACAAUAUAUCUGUUUGGAAAUCAGUCUGUGUAACGAAGAUUCAUUGUUCUUGGUCUAAAAUAAAUUUUGUUUAAUUAUCAACAAGUCACCUAAAAUGUCCCAGGACAGGUCUGGCCCUAGUCACACCCCUAAUAUCAAAGUGGCCCUUUAUCCAUUUGACAUUUUGGGAGGUAUGCACAACUACCACCACACACAUGCAGUGCCCCACACAGCUCCUAUCACAAACAGAAAGCCACACGCACCAUUAAUCUAACAUUUAAAUCCCAUGUAAUACAUGAAAACACAUACCAAAACAUACAACCCCUGUCAAGAAACCGUGGCAUCUUGUUCUGACCUGAAGUUUACUCCUUCUGUCUCUUAACAUACACACAGGAUAAUCAAACUAUCCACUGGAACAAUGACUCUGAGUGGGCACCCUGCCAAGCAUAGACUAGUGGGGAAAUCACAUGAUCUCAAAGACCAGACAUGCACCUCCGUAAUGCUUCAAGGGAGCUUAUGGUCUGCCCUUCUGAUGGGUGCAGAUCAGUCAGCAUUCCCUCUUAUUUAAGUAUCUCAGUGUUACUCAUUGAGGAGUGCCAGAGUAGGACUUGUACAAACUGUGAUAUUUUCCUGCCAUAGAUAGAGACCAAGACCAAAGCUCCCCCCACAGGUCUAAAAGGGAUCCUGCCCACUACAGCAAAACCAGGAAUUAUAACCCCGUCAAGCAGAGAUGGCAGACAAAAUUUUUUUACAAUUAAAUUGUGGGGUAGCUGAAAUUACAGCACAUAUUCAAAUCACACAGCCUGUACCCACACAUAACCACCUCAUACACACAGCUUAUCUACACACUCACAGCACACACAACUUAUGUCCAGCACAUGCAGCCUCCCAACACACAGCCUAUACUCACAAACACAACACACUGUUUCCACACAACACAAAGCAACCUCCACUCUCUUCCUCACACACAUGCAUAGCAACAUUCAAAACAAGCCGACUGGCAGACAGUGGCAAAUUCUAACAAGGAUGAAAACAGAGGGCUAAGUGAGACUGGCAGAUAGAUAACGGGGGAAAUGACAGUUUGAGUACAGAUAUGUGCAGUGUGAGAUUUAAAAAAAAAUGAAAAAAGAGACUGCAAAUGUGGGAUAUUCAAGGGGGGCAGGGGUUCAAUGACUUGGUGGUGCAGCUGCUCAAAUUAUAUACAAACAAAUAUGUAAUUAUAAUAGUGUAUAUAUUUUAGCAUUAGAGUAAGUUAUAUACCUAUAGAAAUAUAUAUUACAAAUAAACUAUUCAAUUUGUCAAAUAUAUUUCUAAUAUAAAUGAUAAAAGUUAUAUUUUUUCCAGAGACUACGUUUUAACUGACACAGAGUUAUUAGUUGCUCAUAUUUGUUUUCAAAAAUGCUAAAUAUAACUGAUUUUAUGUCUUCUUUGUAUUUUUCAGAAACAUGAAGCUUAUGGAGAGGUGUGUAUACCCACAGUCUGUACAGUUAACACACAACUGGGGAUGCAAAUGCAAUAAUAAUACAGAGUGCUCCGCUACAAUGACACAUAGAACUGUGUACUCAGAAUAUUUAAAAAAUUGAGGGCAGAUUUGACAGAUAAAAUGUUUGAUAUUUUGAAUUUUAUAAUUUUUUUUCUAAUUCAGCAAUAAUUUAAAAAGGAAUAAUUUAUUUACACAUAAAUAAAUUAGAGCAAAUUUUUAAAAAGACGACUAUUAAAUCUGCUACGUAAAACAAUGUUAGUUCAUGAUUAAUAACAGUCUUCAUGCACAACCAGGUUUAAAAUUCUUCUUAAUUAUACAAAAUCGACCUUUCUAUGCUCUUCUGAGUUCAUGUUUUGGCAUUAUCUGGAGGUUUAUUUAAAAAAAAAGCUCAUACUGUGGAAAAACUAACAAAGGAUACACAUAUUUUAGUUUAAAACAGAAUGAACGUUUUAUCAUGUUUCUAUUUUCUGCAUUUUUGGUGUAAAAUUUUCGAGUCAUCAAUUUUCCAUUUUAUGAUUUUGAAAAAAACAAAACUUUGUGAUAGCUAAUCAGCUCAAGUUUAAAGUAGGGAGUUUACAGUUGCGUUAGGGAAUUCCUAAUUCCUAAAUUCUCAAAAAUGCUAUACUUUAUAUAUUAACUAGCCAACUCGUUACAGUUAGGGUUAUUUAUAGUUAAAAAGGAUGAGUUAAAUUAUAAAAAUCACAAUUGCCUUAUUAACAUACUACUAAAGGUGGAGCUGUCAUUUGUGUGGAGGUGACAGUUCCUUAUUCCCUCACCUCAGUAAAUUAUGUUAAAGUCCUUACUUUAGCAAAUGGUGCCGCAGAGGUAAGUUAAAAAAAAGUACUUUUUUGGUAGUUCUUUGUCCAAGGCAAUGUCAUCUCCAGACAAUGCUCCUAACGUACUUAUCUGAGAGUAAUGCCGUAUGAAUACAUGUGCGCUCUGACAUUCCUUCCUUCCUCACACAAAUGGCACUGUUAGAGUUUAGUUGCAAUAAAAAAAAAAUAAUCUAAAAACAACUAUUGAAAAUUAAAAAUAAAAUGGCAAAAUCCAUAUCUAACUUUUAGGUAUUCAUUAAGUAUGUAUAAAAAAUAAUUCUGCUUCUGCUUCAAAGGAACACUCCAAGCACCAUAAAAACUUUAAAUGAAUGAACUUAUGGUACCUGGAUUAGUUCUUUAAUUACUAAGUGACGUUUCAUCCAUAAUGACACUUUGUACUGCAUUUGCUCCUUUUCCACUUUAAAACAUAGCACUUAGAACUAACUUCUCUUUAAACAAUAAGUUACUUUGCACAUGCACAUAUACAAGAACAUUUCCUAUAGUAGACUGUUCAUUAAUCUUUGACUACAGAUGAAUGUUUUUGAUAUUUACCCAGGACAUACUUGAAAACGAGAGAAAUCUCAAUGUAUCCAUCCUUGUAAAAUAUUUUAUAAACAUAAAUAUAAAUGAAAUAUAAAUAUAUACUGUACUUAUACAGCAUAUUUCCCUAUUUAACCAGGAGAUGGCAGUAGAACACUGUUGCUGAUAUAGAUAAUGGAAACUGUUAUUAAAUAUAAUGAUAUUGUUUGUGAAGAUGAGAUGUUUUGCACUUUAUUGCCACUGCUGCAGAUUUUACAAUUAUGAGGUUUGACAUGUAUAUAUAAUAAUUAAAUACACACUCAUAAAUUUGCUAUAUAUGUUUAACCCCUUUAGGACACAUGACAUGUGUGACAUGUCACGAUUCCCUUUUAUUCCAGAAGUUUGGUAAUUAAGGGGUUAAAGUAGAAGCAUUUUUUUUUUAACUUUAAAUAAGGAGCAUGAAUUAACCUUAAAAUAAUAAAAAAUAAAGUGUAGUUGCUUUAAAACAAAAUGUUUGUAAAGUAUGUCCAAUUAAUUGAGCCUUGGCCAGAUUUAGAAACAAAAACUCUUUUCACAGUUCCAGUGGGCAUAACUAAUCAAAAACGGUCUUCGUUUUCCAUUAAAAUUACCUUCCAGGUGUACUAACUACUUUUAUUAAUCACAUUUCAACCCAAGUGCCUGCUAUCGUCUUAGAAGAUUACUUAUCACUCCUAGUUUCGUGUUGUUUUCUUUUUCAUGUAGAAAGUACAAAUUUAACUGGGGGGCGUAUGUAUUUGUUUAUUUGCAUUGCUUUUUGCUUUGUGGGUUGUGUUUUUGUUUUUGUUUCUUUGUUUUUUUUUUUGUUUCUCUCCUAUGGCGGUCUGCUGCCUCUGCUUUCGGUCAGGAAUACAUGCCCGUGCCUAGUAGUCUGGUCAUAGAUUAUCCAAUGAAUAGAGAGUUUGAAACUUUGAAUCAAAUAGAGAGUUUGAAACUUUGAGUCAAAUAAAAUUAUAGUGUAAGACUUGUUCACAAGGUUAAAACAUGAACAAAACUGAGAGUUUUAUAAUUGACAUAUUAGUUGACUCAUUAUAGUUAGGAUUAAUAAAACAAGCCCUGUUUUUCAAGUAUUCUUUUAGAAGUCGUUAUGAGUAAUGUAAGUAGAUUAGCAAUUAUUAAUAGAAUACCAUACAUUAUGCUUCAUAUCAAAUAGUAUCAGUUAAUUAAAUUGAUAAUAAACCUAAUUAUAUUUUGUUUUUGUUUUUUUCCAGUGCUACAAACUCAGCUGUUUGCAGAUCACAGGACCCAAAGGUAUGCCAGGGCCAAGAGGACAAAAGGUAUGUAUAGUAAUAAAAUAACAAUGAAGCCACACUAAAUAUUUGUAUUGUUGCCCCUCACUAAUAGCCAAUUAUUGAUUUAAUUGAACGUAGAAGAAAGCAAAUGAAAGCAUAGUGUUUGUUCAAUAUAAUACUCUUAUUCAUGUUGAAGCUAUAAUGUACAGGCCCAUUUUUAAAAUGUAUUUGUUAUUUAAAUAUAGAGGACUAAAACGUAUAAAAACCAAAAGAUACAUAAGUGACAAUACACUUAUAUAAUAAGUUACCCAGUCAAACUUCAGAACUGGAAAAUGGAAAGGAACAGAAUCAGUAGACGUUACAGAAAUAGAUGAAUACACUCUACAGAGGGUAAUAAUGUACAAAAAUUGGAAUAGGACAAGAGCUAAUAUUGGCCUCACAAUGACACAAGAUAUUUUGGCUUGUCUGUUCUUAAGGAGUAUAUCUUCUUUCUCAUGAAAUCUUCUAUAACCACUUUGCCUUAUAUAAAAUAUGAGGAAGUAGAAAGACACAAUUGUGCAAUAUUGUAAGACAUAUUUGUUUAUUAGAGCAAAAUUGCAGAUAAAGUGAGCAUAUCACCACUUCUGGUGGUCAGAUUCCCCAACUGGAACACCAGAACGCCAAUGGUUUAAAAGACACAGAGAAUAUAAAUAAAUGAAAUAAACUAAAACAAAACGGAGGCUUCCAAGUCCCAAUGUGUUUAGUCUAAAUAUAGCCCUUUUUUUAUCUAAACCUGAAGACGUCUCUGGUUUAGACAAAUGCAUUGGAACGUUGAAGCCUCUUUUAUUUUGUUUAAUUGAAUGUAAGGAAUUGAGUAUGUUUGCAGUUUAAUUGAAAGUUCUCGUUUUUCAAUAAUAACUUUUAGAAAAAAAUUGAAGAAGAAAAAUAUUCUUCACUUGCAAAGUGCAGUAAUAUCACCCAAUACCAACAAAUUUAUUUGACUUUUGUUGCUGUCUUCUUUUAGGGUGCAAAGGGAAAUGCUGGUGACCCUGGAGAUGCAGGUUUAAAAGGACGACAGGUGAGUGCCCUACAUGUGGUUUAAGAUAAUAUUAAGUUAAUCUUGAGUCUCCAUUAAGAACCAGAGUAUUCUACUUGUUAGUAAUACGUUUCUGUCUUUUUAGGGGGACCCUGGAAUUGAAGGACCAAUUGGUUACCCUGGUUCAAAGGUAAGUCUAUUUGAUAAAGAAGAAAUACGGCAAUUAAUUAUUUUGCUCUACCUUAGUAUUGUCCAUGGUCUUACAUUUUUUUUCUUGUAUCUUACAGGGACUGCCUGGGUUCAAAGGUGAAAAGGUAAAGGGGUUCAUUUUGCCUUUUGAUAUGGUAUAUAAAGGUAUACCAUUGCCCAAGUAACACUUUCUAUUUUUGUUACACAGGGAGAUUUUGGUGGAGAUGGACGUAAGGUAAGAUGAGUUCUUUUUAUGGGACCUCUAUAUUUUGGUUACUUAUGAUGUGUAUGGAAACUAACACGUUUUCUCUUUAUGUCAGGGAAUUGCUGGGUCACAUGGAAGAAAUGGAACAGAUGGACAGAAGGUGAGAAUACCUGUUUCACAUACUUAAACAUUUUAAUUAAUUUCAUUGUCUGAUGAGUUUGUCAGUUUUUUUUACUCUCCAUGUAUCAUUAAUGCACCCUCAUCUAAAGACUAACAUGCCAGUGAAAUGUGACUCUGAGAAUACUGAUAAUCAUUUUUUUUGAAAGAAGGAAAGUGGCUCUUUUGACCCUGAUCUUGAUUGUUCUUCAUUCCAAUGCUGAUCUUGUGAUGGAAUGGCUUUCCUUCCCCAGUCAGAUCAUGGUCUAAUUAGAGCCCAUGAGCCUAAUUUUCCAGCUCACAACCAAUACAGCUCCCAUAUACCCAACACUCUUGUCCGUAUUAUAGUAUCUCUCUUAUUUCAGCUGAGGUCUCUCUUUUUGGGUAGCUUUUUCCUCAUGUCUCUUUUGGGUGCACAGGGCAAUUUCUAACAUACUGAUACAGAAACUUGCAUAUCUAUUGGAGUGUUUGAGAAAAUGAAAUAUCCUAAAUAGAAGAAUACAAAUGAUAUCUAAAGGAGGCUGAUUUGAAACAAUCCUCAGAUUCAGUUGAACAUUGGCAAAUUCUUUGUCUUUUAAAACAUUUGAAAGUUUGAACAAAAGCAGAAAUUGAUAUUAUAGCUUCUCUACAGUGACAAGAUAUCUCUUAGAGACAGCUGAAGAUACAGUCUGAACUUGCAGAAACAUAAACAAAAAAAAAAAGCAGUUUGGCUUUUCUUAAUGUGUACAGACACUCAACAAUGUUCUCUUUUUCAUUGUCAGGGAAAAUUUGGUCGCAUUGGUACCCCUGGCUGUAAAGGAGAUUCUGGAGAAAAGGUAAGAAUACCCCUGAUAGGACUCUAUAUUUUACAAGAAAAAUCAAUUUUAGCACAACUUGGUUUUGUUCCACUAUAGUAUGAAAGUGAUAAUGUGUUAGUUGUUCGUAUAACUAGCUCUUAUGUUUUCUGUGAAUAAGGACAGUUUGUUAGCAGCCUAGUAGGACGUGACAGUUUUUCUUAUCAGGGUUGGAUCAGAAUGGUAGAGCGUGUUGGUUUGUUAUAAAUAAAAAGUAACUAUAACUGUACCAAAUGCUUAGGAUUAACACAGGGGAAUAUUAAUAGUUUGAUUUAGACCCAUCAUUGGUGUUCAUCAGUCCAUGCUUUGUCUGAUUUUGGAAUAGAUUCAUAGGAAAGCUUAAAGAAUACAGAAUAAAAAAAAAAGGUUAUGGUCACCAUGGCUUAAUGAUAAAUAAUGUUUAAGUAAUAAUAUUUAUAUUUUCUAAUUUAGGGUCCAGAUGGUUAUUCAGGAAAUGCUGGAGAUCGUGGAGAAGAUGGAGAUGCUGGUGUAAAGGUAUGAGUUCAUAAUAAAAUGUUGGAUUAGCAGGUUCUUCAACCACAUUUUGUCAAAGUAUCUAUAGUAUCCAACACAACAGUUGUAUUAGUGUUAGUUGUAUUAGUGCUACCUCAUAAAAGCCAAAUAAGCUAAGCUGACUUGACAUCCUCAUUGUGACACCCUGCUUUUACUAUUAGAAUGUAGUGAUACGUAAUCAUUGUUGUUACACAGUCUUCAUUUUUAAACUAAUAUUUUAAAGUCCAAAUGAGACGUCUUAGUUUGGUUCAUGUGACAUCUAUGAAUUUCAGCCCAAGAUGGGAAAUACCUGAUUGCACGACCUUAAAGUAUGAUUUAAAUUAUGUAAUGCAUCAUCUAGCAGUUGAGAUAAGAUAAUUAAAGGUGUCUGUGUGUAAGUUAGUUUUGUACUGUUUGUAAGGAUUUUAGACUAAAUUUAUUUUACAUUUUAAUAUUGAGACCUUAGUUACAGCAAUUUACAAAUAUUACUGAUUGUGAAUAGAAAUUUGAACAGGAACACAUCGUAAUCUAUACUCUGUUUAUUUGAUGUUUUUUAGUUUAGCAAGUUGUUGUAUGAUGUACAGGUUAAAUGGCUUGGUAAUUUUGUCCUUACAAUUGCAGGGUGAUCCUGGACGUCCCGGUCGUUCUGGACCUCCUGGGCCAUUUGGAGAAAAAGGAGAUAAGGUAACAGAAAUAUGAUGAUUUUGUUAGGGACCAGGAACCAGACAGAGACAGAACAUAGAUGCAAAACACCUUUAUUAAAAGAUAGCAAACCAAAAGCAAAGCCCAGGAGGCAAGCAGGGGUCAGGCACCAAAGUGGGUAGUCAGACGAGCUGGAAUCAGGAGAAUGGAGAGAAGCGGAGUGAGGAACAAGACCAGAAGUCAGGAACACACAGAAAACAGGAAACAAGAAGUCUUCUGGGAAACAGCAAACCAUGCAAGGGCAAGGAGGUACUGGAACUUGCUGCUUAAAGAAACUGCACUGAUUAGCAUAAAGGCUGGCUACUUACAACCAGGUGAGUAACCGUAGCAACAUUAAUGAAGGAGCUGAUCGUUAAAAACAGCUGAAUAGCCCAGACACAGAGUAAGGAAGGGUUACUGUUUAUAACAGCAGAGAAACCCUGACAGAUUUGCUCAUGAAAAAAGGUGUAUGUGGUUAAACUAAUGUAGAGAAGAUAUUAUUUGGGCUUCUCUCUAGUACAAAAAAUAGUUACAUAGAUAUUCCUGCGCUAGAGGUUGAUUGAAGCCUGUUUCUGGCUCUCCAAGCUCUCUCUCCUCCAUUCUUUCUCCCUCACCUCGUGGCACUCUAAUACCUGGGUUCCUUCCAGUACCACGGCCAAAUUCCUGGUCUGAGAGGGGCUCAGUGUUAAAGGAGCGCUCAGUGUUUAAAUGGAGCACUCAACUUGGCAAUCUUUAAAGGGACACUAUAGGGUCAGAAACACAAACAUGUAUUCCUGACCCUAUAGUGUUAAAACCACCAUCUAACCCCCUUGGCCCCACCUUGCCUCCCUAAAUAUGGUAAAAUCUUACUUGUGUUCAAGUCUGCAGCUGCUGCCCCUGCCCCUAAUCUGUCUGCUUGGCUGACAUCAUUGGAAGUGGUGGUCUGAGCCAAUCACAAUAUUUUCCCAUUGGAUUGGCUGAGACUGUCAAGGAGGCAAAUCAGGGGCAAAGCCAAAACAAGUCAAACACAGCCCUGACCAAUCAGCAUCUCCUCAUAGCGAUGCAUUGAAUCAAUUCAUCUCUUUGAGUAAAGUUUGGUGUGUCCGUGCAGCGGGUGAAGACACUGAAUGAUAGGAAGCACCUCUAGUAGCCAACUGAGGAGUGGCCAGUGAAGGUAUCAUUAGGCUGUAAUGUGAACACUGUAUUUUCUCUGAAAAGACAGUGUUUACUGCAAAAAAACCUGAAGGUAAUUAUACUCACCAGAAUAAAUACAACAAGCUGUAGUUGUUCUGGUGAUUAUAGUGUCCCAUUAGGAAGAGUCUUUGUGAAUAGCUGUAAAUCCAAUAAAGCCAAUUUUUUGUUAUGUUGGUAUUGUUCGUAGGGUUUUUGUAUUGUUAAAACUAGUUUUCAUAGUACAGGGAAAGGGAAGGGAAUGGUCUCACUUUGUUUGUCAGUGUUUUAAAUCGUGAUAUUACUAAUAAGAGGCAACCAGAGAAAGGUGCACAGUUAUAGUGCAAAAACAAAUGUAUGCCAAAAAUAUGGAUGGAUAUUUGCUGAAUAAAGUUUGUAUUACAUCCAGGGCUUUGUGUACUCCAGAUUUUAUUUAUUUGUCUUGCUUCAAGUUCGCAUCAUACUUUUUUCACUUUUGUCUCCCAUUCUCUCAAGACUGAUCAGAUUGUGUCUUUCUUUCCUCCUACUCUCAUUUCAUUACAUCACAUUUUCCACUUCAGUCUUAGUGCCCUCAUCGCAUUUCCCUCUCUACGCGUUUUAAGAAAAUUAGGUUUUCCACUUGCAGAAAGUGUUAAAAAAAUAUUAAUCUCCCUCUCUCAUAAAAUUCUUGUCAUUUAAUUAUUGUAACAUAUACUUUCGAUUCUUGUUUCAAUGUACACAUUCCCCAUGCUACCAACACCACUGUCUCUGCACAAUCCUUCAACUCGUCUCCAUAAUAAUUUCUUCUUACUGUGAACAUAAUUGUCUCUAUUUACAGUUCUUAAUAUUUAUUGUUAUGCUUUUGGUGUACCCUUCACGUAUCAUUGAUCACUCUCCAUCUUCCUUUCUCUAUCAUCUCAGGGUCCUGCAGGGAACAGUGGAGCACCGGGAUCUCCUGGAACGAAAGGCGGGAAAGGAGGCCUUGGUACAGAAGGACCAAAAGGAGAACCUGUAAGUGGUGUAGAUAGUGCACAAAUAUGUAUGUCAUUGCUUACAUUCUUGCCUGUUUUUAUGAGUUCUUUUGAAACAGUCUUUCCUUUUAAGUAAUUUUGUGGCAUCAUGUAGGACAGUAAUUCCAUUUCGUAUCCUGAUAUUCUGUUCCGCGGCACUCUUUCUCAUGCCAUGCUGUGCUGCUAUCUUAUUCAUUACUAUUAUACCUUAUACCUACUCUGCUCUUUGUUGUCAUGUUGUAAUUUUACUUUCUUUCACCUUUAAAUUAUACAAAAAGGGACGCAGAGGGGACCCUGGAAAUAAGGGAGCUUCAGGAGGAAAUGGUUCCAAAGGAGAGAAGGUUAGUGAUCAUAUUCUGCAAUAAAAUGUAAUACUAUACAAAAUUGUGUUUUAUAACUCACAUGUAUUUCUUGUUAUGUUACAUUUAGGGAGAUCCGGGCCCAGAGGGUCCUCGAGGCCUUGGGGGAGAAGCUGGACUUAAAGGAGGAAAGGUGACUAGAAGAAUAGCAUCCCAAGCAUGUGUUGACUUUUGUAACUUGUAUGGUACCUUUCUAGUACACACUGGUAAAUGCCAACAUUGAUCUUCCACAUUGUUGAAUGUCGCACAUUGGUCCAAACAUUUUAGUUACUGGGUUCCAACUAUGACACAUAAUUCAGCCGUAUAUACUGUCUGUACUUUACAGUUUGUAUGUUACAGCUUUCAUAUUAUAUCAUGCUAAAUGAUUUUUGCCUUUUAGAACACAGUUAGAACUCCUAUAGAAUGUAAGCUCGAUUGAGCAGGGUCCUCUUCAACCUAUUCAACCUAUUGUUCCUGUAAGUUUAUUUGUAAUUGUCCUAUUUGUAGUUAAAUCCCCUCACAUAAUAUUGUAAAGCGCUACGGAAUCUGUUGGCGCUAUAUAAAUGGCAAUAAUAAUAAUAAUAGGACACGUACCAUACAUUAUUCAUGAUAUCAUGUUUGCUGAAGGUCAAACCGUAAAUAAUUCUGGUGCACUUACUACUGUCUACUUGUAAAAAUCCAGCAUGGAUAGCACCUGCAGACAGCAGUGUAUAGAGCCUUGGACACUUACAAAAUGUUACAGUAACAAUUGGUUGAUGAGUACCCUUCUCAAACCAGCUUAAAAUCUUUAAGGAGCUCUGGUAUAAAAAGACAAUAUAAAUUGCUUUCUUGUAUUUUACAAGGUUUGAAUGUGGAUAAUGCUGCAUUGUGAAUGCCAUCGUAGUCAAGCAUGAUCAAUCUUAAAGGCCCCAGAUUGUGGGAGAGAGCCGGGACAGGGAUAUUUGAGUGGGCAAAUGCUUAUUUCUCAGGUUCCCUCUACUACUCUACUCUAAUUUUAAUGCUGUAGCUUUAGAUAAUUUUGAAACCUAGGCUGGGGUACCACCAGUGUCCAAUUAGACAGCCCUGUCCCAGGCAUAUGAUUUUAAACUGUGAUACAUUCAGGCAGCAUUGGGCAAAUUACUUGUAAUUACAAUUCAUUUUAUUAAUUCUCUUGUGCAUGUUAAGUCACUAGCUCAUUAACAUUAUCAAAGGCAAAAAAAGACAGAGGUAAUAAUAUAACCUGGAUGAUAAAUAUUUAAGUCCUCCUAAAUAAAGGAUCAGUAUGGUUACAAAUGGAUACGAAGUACAAUCCAAAUUUGUUCUUAUUUUUCUGUAGGGCGAUCGCGGACCACCAGGACCACGGGGAGACCAAGGACUUCAAGGUCCUCCUGGCAGGAAUGUAAGUACUUUCAUUGGUUUUCUUUUUCUGCAUUUACUAUUCACUGGUUAUGUAUCUUCUCAACUGUCUGUGUACAAAUAUACCGAGAACCCUUUGUAAGUAAACACCCAUAAUUUAAGUCAGGUGUUUUUAAAAAUGGUUAACCCUGCACCCUUAUAGUAUGUGAGUUUAGGUGAGUGCAACCUUCUUUUUUUCUCAUGUAAACAUAUUUGGGAGAUCAGGAAAACUCCCUUGGUUUUGCACCCCUCCCUGUUGCUGAGACACUUAGAAGGCAGUGUGUAUUUCUGGCUCUAUUAUUCUCUGCCAACAGUUAUUCAUAUUUAUAUUUGUUGAUCUUAAAAUAAAAAAUAAUGAUAUGCUUGUAUGUAUGUAGGUCCGUCAAGAUGAGCUCACUUGGUUUUGUACCUCCCCCUGUCCCAGGUGCCUCAUUACAGGUCCCUAUUUAACCUUGCUCUGCAGAGAGUCCCAGAAAGAUGGAUUUUCCAAAAUUUAGAAUAAUAAAACAACGCAGGUGGUGCUAGAAUAGGAUCUGCCAGAAUGGGGUACAUUGAUCAUACAUUGCAUAGGCCUUCCGCAAUGCAAUAUACUGUAACUAAACAUUAUUUUUGCAUAAGUCAGGUGGUUUUAUAUCUUUUAAACUAAAUAUAUAAAUAUAUAUAUAUAUAUAUAUAUAUAUAUAUAUAUAUAUAUAUAUAUAUACAUAUAUAUAUAAUCGCAGGGCAUUUUCCAUUUCUUCUCUUAUUGUUGUAAUUGUAUCAUUGUUUGUCAGCUUUCUCAAUAAUGUUAACUCUUCUGUUCAUUCUUCUAGGGGUCACGUGGAGAUCCAGGUGACAUGGGAGAGAGAGGAGUUCCUGGACAAACUGGACCAAAGGUAUAUCGAUGGUGCUGAAUAAUUAUUAUGCAUUAAUAAAUUACUUUUUUCAGUGGAUGCAUACACCAUAGGAAUGUUAAUAUAGGUGCCAACAGUCCUGAAUUUCCGUGGACAGUAUCACAGUCAAGUACUGUCACAGCCAAGGCUCCUUGUAAUUAUCUCUCCCCACCAGUCUAUAUAAGCCGAAAAGAUACAUUUGAGUGCUGUAAACAGACCCAACCAUUGGUCAGCUGCCUGUAGACAUAUACCUAUUCUAAAUAAUUGGAAACCUGACCCUGCAGUGACCUAUUUUGAAAUCUGCUGGCAGGAUGGGACUACACAUUUCAGCAAUGCUCUGUGCAUGGACUUCCUUGAGGGCGCAGUUAGCCUGGCCACAAUCUUUAAGUGAGUGACAAUUCCCCACCAGCCCUGAUGGGACAGGCCCACCCCCCUUGCGCAGUGCCUUGCGCAGCCGGCUUUCUGUUAACACAUACCUAUCAACGUUCCUUGCCCACCUCCAUCCCAGAAGAUGCAAGACCGAAACAGCACACAGUGAGGUUGAAAAAAAUCAAGGAACAUAACGAAAUAUGGUGGGAUUUGUUUAAAAGUUAUAAGUGUUAUCCAAUUAUAUUUACAUUAUAUUCAGUGAGACCCCAACAAUAUCAACAGAAAGUAAUUGUUUCAUCAUAAACUAUAUGUUAGAAAUACCUAUCCUGCAUAUGCUGCAGUAUUUCCAUGGCAGGCAAAGAUUCUAAAAUACCAAUAGAAACAAGUAAAAUAAAGGUGCUAAAAAUAAUCUCCAAACCGAUUAAAAUUGUAUAAAGAAAAGUAGCACCAGUGAAGUGCAGAAGCACCCAGAAUACACAGGUAAAGAUUCUUGUCCAGGAUAUGUUAUUGAUGCAGCAUUCUAACAUCCAAGAUGCAAGAAUGUAUUUGAAAAGGUAUCUUGAAAGUCUAGAUAUUUUUGGCGGAAGCCAGAUACAUGGUUUCUUCACCAUUCUUCUUAUUGUAGUAGACUAACACAUCUGGCAGCUAAAUCCAUGCCACAGUCAAAGUUACAUAGUUCACUAAUCUUCCCCAUAUCAGAAUUUAAGUUAAGGUCUUCUAUAAACACAUUAGCAUAUCAUCGUUUAAAAUAUUACUAAUAGUACUAAAUGACACUAUACUUUAAUAUAAUUUUAAUACGUUACUAUAUACAAUGAGAUAAUUCUGUUUAAAUUCUGUUUAUGUAAAUCAUUAGUAGCUGUGAGCCACGGAGGGACAUUCAGAGUUCUAUUGAUGGAGAAUUAUUGCUUGUUAAUGCACUGAUCUUUUUGUGCAGGGAGACCGAGGAAGACCCGGUAUCAGUUAUCCAGGACCAAGAGGUCUAUCGGUGAGUAUAAAUAUCCAUGGCAAAAUUUGCAAACUGACCUAGGGGAUUUGUAUUACUCAACGAAAAUUAUAUUUUUUUAGCAUAAUUGUACAUUUUUGCAUGUUGAAUCUCUCAAUAGAUAACAGAUUUUGUAAUAUAUAUGUAUAUUAUGUGUAUGACUUUGAAGGGCUUUGGAAUAUCAAUGUUUUACUAAAUUAAAGGUUUUUUUUGUUUGGUUCUUUAGUUUUGAGUUUGAGGAAAAUUGGUCAGCUCAUGGUGUUGGGUAAUUGAUGUAUGGUGUAUGCAGGACCAGUGCAAGGAUUUCUUCCGCCCUAGGCAAAGAUCCAUUUUGCCGCCCCUGCAGAUGCAGUUAACUGAACCAUAUGCAGUAAAAUCUCACAUUAGGGCAGAUUUGUGUGAGUUGAAGUCACUUAUAAUAUGUAGAUAUUAAGUAACCAUUCCUACUAGACAGAAAAGAUGAGACAUGCCUUAGCUAAGUCGUGGCUGGCCUAUGGCAGAUGCAGGGGAAUGGAAAUGUUAAGCUAAUGCAGGUCGAAUAAACUAAAAAUGCCAAAAUAUAAUAACUUUUUUGUAGUAAAGUGUAAACUGAAAAUGUUAUGGAUAUGUCUAGUUUGGAAUAUAGUUUGUGAAUUUGUAGUUAUUUUAAGAACACUAUGAGAUCAAGAGAUGUGAUUGUAAUAUACUGAUACAGAUUCAGACCUGAACUGUAUGACAUUUCUAUUGUAUGUGACUUUUAGCUUAAUCUUAAAGAAAAAAAGGAAACAUGCAUUUCUCAGCAGUGGUGCUGUCUUUGAGACCACGAUUUAUAAAAAAAUAAAAAAAAUAGAAUAAGGAACAGUGCGCAAACAGAAUAAGGAACAGUGCGCAAACAAAAAUACAGUUUUAAAUUUUACAAGGCGACUUAAAAUCACCUAUCUUGGCUAACAAAUAUGGGGAUUCAGUUCCACCAUAUGGCCAUAUAGCCCACCACUACAUCACAGUACCCCAAUAUCGGGGAGUCCUACACUAAUUUAACAUAAUUUUAACAAAUUAAUAGUGAUAGUGCUAAAUGAACUAAAGUGUAUUUAAUUACUCUGUGGUAAGAGCAUUGUGAAUACAUACAAUGCAAAAUGAUUUUACUAAAAACACAAUUGAAAAAAAUAGAAUAAAAAAAGUAAAAUUUUAAGUGAUAGUGCUUUGAUGUAUAUAGUUACAAUGCAUAUCAUGUCUGCUCUAUAUCUGAUAUAUAGUUGUGUUGUUUGUGUUGUUACAGGGAGAUAAAGGUGAAAGUGGACCACCAGGACCAAGGGUGAGUGGCACAAAAUCACUGAGCAUAAAAUGAAACUAGGAUACUUAAGUGAAAUGACCUACAGUCUGUACAUUUUAAAACUUCGUACUUAUUUUACUUCUGUUUUUUUAUUCCAUUCUUAUGCACGUCAAAUGCAGUUUUUAUUCCCUUUCAUUCAGUAGUGUUUAGUAAAUACCAAAUAGUCAAUUAACCUAAGAGGGAAGCCGUAUUCUGAACAAUAACAUCAGAUUCCUUACAAAUAUCUAUUAACUUGGUUCCUUAUUUAGGUACAAUAAUUGACUUCUUUGCUAAUAUUUCACUAGUCUGAAAUACUUCACAAUGCAGAAUACUGUCUAAUAAUGUCUAAUAAAAGAGUGAAAACCAAAUACAUGAAAGAUCAAAAUGGUAUAAACUGAACCAAUCUUUUAGGUAUCCCUGAACAGCAAUUAAUGGAAUUUCGGUGUAUUCCAUGUGCCAAAUAAAUGCUGUUAAUGAUUUUUUUUAACUGAAUAGAAUUUGCUAUUGAAAGCGUUAGUCGCUCCAUUCUAGUGCUUUAUUAGGUAGAAUUUACAAACUGUAAACAUGUGACUUGCUCGUUUUUUUUUAUUAUGUUUAUUUCAGUAUAUAACACAGACAGGUUAUAGCCAAGAUGGAUGCGAGGAUGUAGAUUUCAGUGUAGAAAAUAUUACAUUCAAGAAGUGCUCACACUCAGUUUUUCUACAUUUUAGACAAAAUAAUGUGCAUAUAGAACAAUUUUAUUCAGUUCCACUGUCAGAUUGUUACCCACAUUUACACCCACAGCUACAAUACUCUACAUGUAUGUUUGACUUAUAUAUUUCUUCUAUUCCAUGUACUCAUGAUUAUCACUGUUCUCCUAGGGUGGGAGAGGAGACUUUGGUUUGAAAGGAGGAGCUGGAACAAAGGGCGUACCAGGAGAGCCUGUGAGUAUCACACAGCCUGUGUUGGGUAAAUACACAAUUGCGACAACUUUAUAGAGUUUUGGGAUUACUAUAUAAAAUAAGCUUUAUUAUUGACUUUUAAUUUCUCUUUUCUUGCAGGGAGACCCCGGCCCUGAAGGAGAGCCAGGACCCCGAGGGCAAUCUGGCGAACCUGGAUCUCCGGUAUAGUGAACAUAAUUGUCCACGUUCAGUCAGAUAUGACAUCACAGCGCAGUUCUUACUGUAUAGAAUGUAAAUCUAGAUAACAAAUAGGAAAGUGUAGAAUUAAAUGCAGCCACAACACAAAUAUUGUGCAACACAUAUAAAAUAUGUCUUUAUUGUCACUAGUCCUUAUAAGAAACAUCAGUAGUUAAAAUGUACAAGGUUUAAGUCAAUCUCUAGGGGCUGAUGGCUUUAUAUAGUUACAUAGGCUGAAAAUAGAUAUGCGCCCCUCAAGUUCAGCCUUCCUCAAAUCUCAUGAAGCGCUUCCAAUUUUUCAACAAACUAGAAAAAAAAUACUUCUUGACCUCAGAAUGGCAUUCAGAAGUCUUCUUGGGUCAAGAAACUAUUACUCCACUAAUUAAAAAUUAUAUUCUGCAAUAUCAUGUUUUUGCAAGUAUUCAUCCAAUUGCUGUUUAAGCAUCUGUACAGACUCUGAUAAAACCACCUCUUCAGGCAGAGAAUUCCAUAUCCUUAUUGAAGUUUUUAUUGCAUGGUUCAUUAUAGUCACCCUGUGUUUCAUCUUCCAUCUGGUACUCCUUCAUGCAAAAUAUUCUGAUGCAGCAUUAUAGUGCAGUCUCACUUUCAUACAUACCGCAUUAUACAGCACCCUCAGUUUCUAGAUAAACUGUAUUACAGUGUUUUGCUUUCUAUGUACCAUCUAUUAUAUAGUCUCACUCACACUGAAUAUAUGAUUCACAUUGCUUUUUUUACUCUCCACAUAUACGGUAUCACAGUGCUCAGUAACAUUUAUUACCUACUUCUGUUAUUAGGGUGACAUUGGCCCCUCCGGUGAUCCUGGACUAACAGUAAGUAUUCUUGCAUUGUACAAUAUUCAUGUGACUUGCUGUAAAGGUGUGACUUCUUAAUGGGCAAAUUUUAAGCAAGUAAACCUGAAUGUGUUUUUUCUUUAUUGAAUUUUUUUUUCUUUAAACAUUGGGUUGUUUGUGAACAAAAACUAUUAACAAAGUAAUAACAGGUAAUGGUAUAAAACAAAUGUGUGUUUUAUACCAGUGCAUUUGGCAUGCCCAGCCAGGAUGUGCCAUAUUAUAGGACUAUGAGAAUAAUAAUAAAUUGUGUGAAUUAAUUAACACAACAUCAGGUGUCUGGUGACGUGAUGUGACAGGGCAUGGCUUGGUGCAUGGGAGGAAGUAGGAUAACGUUUAGGUUUGGAAGGGUGCAAUUGCUAAUGGACUUAAUUAUCUAAUUAAAGGGAAACUGUAGGAACUAUAACAGUGUCAUCUCACUUAAGUGGUUAUGGUACCUGUACUCUCUGGCACUGUCCCUCCAAUCAAUGUUAAACAAUGUUUGAGCAUUUUAACAUUAAAUGCGGGUUCCUCACCACCACAGCCCAGUCACCAUAGGGGGUAUGGGUAAGAGGCGGAUUAGCUAUGCUUAUUAGCCAUGCCAAUUCGUACAUGCAAUGGUUGACUGUGAUAGGCUAAGAAUAGACAGCUGACACUCACAGCAGAACAUCACCAUCCUCAGGAUAAUGUUCUUUAUCCUCUAGAUUGUAGGCUGUUUGACCAGGGUCCUCAUCAACCUAUUGUUCCUGUAACAUUUUUUGUUACAUAAUUGUUUCAUUUAUUGUUAAAUUUCCCCCUUAUAAUAUUGUAAAGCGCUGCGGAAUAAGUAGACACUAUAUAAAUGCUAAUGAUAAUAAUAAUAAUUAGCCCAGUCAGCAUAGAAUAAACAGGGUACUGCUCGGGACUCUUGUUUAAUGCUAAACCAUUAAAAAUGUUCUAAUGCUGAAUGGGAGUAUGGUGCCAGAGUACUCUAUACACUAUAACCACUUUAGUGAGAUCAGAACUAACAAAAACCACAGAUCAGUACAUGAGGGAACAAAGUAUAGGAAUAUAUAUUACAGAAACUCUCUUUAUUUUCACAGGACUGUGAUGUCAUGACUUACGUCAGAGAGACAUGUGGUUGCUGUGGUGAGUUUUCAUGCAUAACAACAAUAUCGCAUGGAGGGUAUAAAAUGUAACAACCACUACACAAUAAGGUGCAAAAUAAAAUGGGCACCCUGAAUGCCCCAACUAGACAUAUAUCUAUACAAAAAUCAGGAUGCACAUUCAAAUAGCUGCAUAUUAUUAAAUACUUGAUUCAACAAUACUCAUGCAAUUAUAUACAAAAUAAUUAUUCAAACAGACAAACAAGGCUGGGCACAAAUAGCAAAGUCAUUACCAUAAAUUCCACAAGCCUUAUAGGACACAAGAGUUUUCACACAUACAAUAUUGUGCUUGUAUCGUGAUCUAUUCAGAACUAAAGCUGGACAUACAGAUAUAUCAUUACACAGUAAACAUAGAAUGUGUUGGCAGAUAAGAACCAUUCAGCCCAUCUAGUCUGCCCAAUUUUUUAAAAUACUUUCAUUAAUCCAUUAAUGAAAUUUUCUGUUGCCUUCAGCAGUGCAACUUUUAAAUAAUCCCAUUUCUCUUGGACUCCAUUUAAAUUGCUCCAGUCUGAUACACAUCCUUUACACAUAUUCUAAUUUUAGAAAAGUCUGUUUUUCUAAAGUCUAAAACUUUUGUUUUUGUGUGGUUUGACUCAGUCACUGUUCUUAUAUUAAACCACACUGACUGAUGAUCACUGGAUCCUAAAUUUUCACCUACAGUAAUAUCUGAUACCAAAUUUCCAUUUGUUAACACCAAAUGGCCUCUUUACGAGUUGGCUCCUCAACGACUUUGUAGAUAUGUACAAAUGAUGGAAAUGCCACAAUUUGGGGUUGGUUGCACUGACUACAUUUCUUGUACCAGACUGACUGACUAUCUGUACUGUCGUACUAUCUACCUGCAUGGUUAUAUGAGUACAACAUACUAGUACAUUGGUCUUUUAAAGUAGGACACAAAGUAAAGAGUUGAAAGACACAGACAUACAGGCUGCUAAAUUAAUUUGUCACGCUGAUAGUUCAGACCUUAAAUAAGAAUUUGUGAAGAAAAUAAAUGUUAUUAGCAAGCUUUAAGGGAUGUACAUCCUGUGUUACACUUACUGAUCGCUAUGUAUACUUGAACAUGAACUACGCAUGACAGUAGCAAUGAUUUAAUUAUUGCUGUACACACAAAGUAAGGGAGGUUUAAUGCAUUAUGUUUAUGUAAUCAUUUUAAUGCAAAUGUUUAAUACACACCCUCUAAAAAUUAUUAAAAUUAGUCAUUCAACUGCAAUGUAAAUGGCUGAUCAUUUCCUUACCUAUACUGUUUUGUUUUUGUUUGUUUAUUUUUUGUUUUCUUUUGUCUUUUUUAUGUAAGUAAACAUUGAAAACUGUGUUAAGUCAAUAGAGAUAUUUUAAUUAUUAUUAGUCAUCUCGCCGAACAUUGGCCAUGUAAUAGUAUGCAGAGCCUUGUUUUACCUAGAUCACAUUGAUCGAAGAAUUGAUACCUAAUAGUUUUGGAUCCUCUCUGGGUUUUCAACAUUCCACCUGGUCUGACAUGCAAUCAGCUUGUACUUGAUUUUUUUUUUUUUACUGUAUCUCUUUCAGAUUGUGAGAAACGUUGUGGGGCUGUGGACAUCGUAUUCAUUAUUGACAGCUCUGAGAGUAUCGGAUAUACAAAUUUCUCUCUGGAGAAAAACUUUGUCAUCAAUGUUGUAAGCAGGCUGGGAGCUAUUGCUAAAGACCCGAACUCUGAAACAGGUACUGCAAUGAUUGCAAGCCAGCAUUAAUCAACUGCAGCUUUAGUGGAGUACUUGGCAAAACUAUCAAAAUAUACAAGCAAUGCAUAUAUGAAAAGCUGCAUACAAAAUAGUUAACAGGGUAAAAUGGCUAGAUGGAAAAUAUCUUUUCUUUGUUUAUUAUUUUUAUGUAUUUAUUUUUGGCCUACUGUUUGAUAUACAGUGUAAUUUACUGUUUAAUAAAUUCACAUUCUAUAAUUUACAUUGCACUGCAAGAGAUCUACAUAAUCUGCUUUCAAAAGUGUCUCUGUUAGCGCACAGGCCUUAACUCAAAGUAGUAGUGCAGAGUAUUAUUAAUGGAAUAAAGUAAAUUAUAUAUUGGUUACCUGACAAUUAAAUUAAUGUCAUUAGAAAAGAUAAAUGGUCUUUUAAUCUCUGGUAGUUGGUUUUCACAUAUGACCAUAACAUGUGCUGAACAAACCUUGUCAUACCCUGCAGGUGCCCGAGUUGGUGUGGUCCAGUACAGUCAUGAAGGCACAUUUGAGGCAAUCCAACUGAACGAUCCCCGUAUUGAUUCCUUGUCCAGCUUCAAGGAAGCAGUCAGACGCCUGGAAUGGAUAGCUGGAGGUACCUGGACUCCUUCUGCUCUUCAGUUUGCCUACAACAAGUUAAUCAAAGAGACCAGACGUGACAAGGCCAAAGUAUUCGCUGUCGUAAUUACUGAUGGACGUCAUGACCCCAGAGACCCAGAUGAACGUCUCCAGGUUCUAUGUGGUGGAGAUGUCGAUGUCAAUGCCAUUGGUAUUGGAGAUAUGUUCAACAAACAGGAAGAAGAUGAGACUCUGACUUCCAUUGCCUGCAACCAGGCACAGCGUGUGCAGAAGAUGAAACACUUCUCUGAGUUGGUGGCAGAUGAAUUCAUAGAUAAUAUGGAGGAGCGACUGUGCCCAGGUACUAACUAGAAAUAAAAUGUGGUGAAUCUCUUAUUAAUGUACAAACCAUGGCUCAUGAGUGUGUGAGAGAGAAUUAUAAGGUGGUUCUCCCACAAUAGACAAAUACCAGCUGGGACCUCCUUUCACUACCGUAUUGAUGAGAUGUUGCCAAUAACUAAAUAUAUAUAAUAUUCAUAGUUAGUGGAUGACUCCAGCACAGAAACACAGAAAUCAGUCAGUCAACAGAUCUGCUAAAUAAAUCAUGACUAUGUAUCUACUAAAUAACUUACAUGUUGUAAGUUAACCAAUGCUAAUUGUAUUCAUUUACAAAACACAAUGCCCUCACACCUCACAUGGUCUUCUCCAAGAGCUAGCUAUGGGGGAGUACUUUUUUCCAUUUAAUUCAUAACCAUGUACAUUAAUAUACAGUGUAUGUCCAGCUGUCAUAUAUCAAUGCCAUGGUGUCCUAUGAAUGCACACAGUACUGCUGAAAUAAUACCUAAGUGUGAAUGCUAUAGAGAUAACUGAGUUUAUUCACUGCCGCUGUACUAUUCACCUGAGUAAGUGCUUCAAACGUUUUUACUAGAGUGAAAGAAUGUGGAACUGUUGCAUUUCUGAUUUUACCAGUUAGUCAGUCUGUGUAGAAGAGGAAUAAGUGGAAGGGGGACUGCAGACUGUACUCAGAUGCAAUCAUUAUUUAAUUCUACUACAGUUAUACCUUAAAGCAGGGGUGCCCAAAAGGUAGAUCCCUAGAUGUUGUUAAACAUCAAGUCCCAUGAUGCUUUGCGUGCCUUUAGAAUGUCUUUCAAAUUACAAAGCAUGAUGGAAGCUGUGGUUUUAAAACAUCUGGGGAUCUACCUUUUGGGCAGCCCUGCCUUACAGGUUUAACUUUUUUUUUAUUACUAAUACAACGAUUAUCUGGUAGGAUGUUAUCCCAAGUUCCCCUAUGAAUGAUCGUCCUCUGGUUAUAUAGUGUCUCUUUUCCUUUCUCCAUUGUAAUUAAUAUCUGAAUGAUCUUUACAAUUGUGUAUUUUCAGAUCCCCAGAUUGUGUGUCCGGACCUGCCAUGUCAGACAGGUAAUUAAAAAUACAGGGACAGGUGAGAAGUUGCCUCUCAGAGCUGACACUCUAUCGAGGUUCAGUGUUAGGGUACUGAAAUCUGAAAGAGGAGUACAUUGUGUUGAGUAUGCAUGUGUAUGAAUCGAUCACUGUUAAUCACUGCAAAACACGCCCCAUGAUGUCACCAUCUCAUGUACUGCUACAUAGAUCAUCACUCGCUAACCCCUUUCAAACGCGCAUGGUAUGCAUGGGAGGUAUAUGCAGCAGAAGACCUCUAUCUGCUGUAGUUCAACUGACUCAGAUAUCUGAACAGUUUUAUUUGUUAUAAUACCUUUUGUUUGGAAAACUUAAUUACUUUGAUUUUUAUUUUUAUUACACCCAUAACAGAUAACAUGAAUGCCUGUUUCUGCUUAAAAUUUGAUCAAAUGAUUUCCACAUUGUAGAAUUAACUGAUGCUUGAAAAAAGCAGAAUAAUGUAAUAAACAAAACUGUAGGACAUGGCAAUACAAAUAUAGAUGGUCGAAAGGACUGGCUUUGUGACAUACAGUACGUACUGCAGAGCCCAGAGAACAGGUGACGUAAUUAAUAUUGAAAAAAUAACAUUACGUUAGUUGGUGACAUCACAUUACAGCUAUCCUGCAUCAUAUGUGUUCUGGGAGACAUGCCUGGGCGUAUUGGGCUAGCAAAAUUGUUUAAGGGGUGAGGGAACCCUGACCCUAUCCUUCUGACACUCACUUGCAGGUGGGAGGGGACCCGAGGAGAUCAGCUUUCCUAUAAGCAUUACCCAGGUUGCUGAAUUCCUUGAGACCCGGAAAGCGAAUCCCGAGACUCAAAUGUACUCCCAGCUGGUUGCCACGAUGGUUUAUACGGCUGAGAAAGCUAAACUCUCAAUUGGGAAGGAGAGGCAGAAUUGGACCGAUCUGUUUAUCCAUUCUUUUAAAAUGAUUCACACAGACAUUACAGGGGAUCCAGAUGUGAAAAUAUGUUAACAAGCUGUCCCUAAUUUAGCCAAAACAGUCUAUGUCCUGGUUAUGUGAUCAAUGGGACAAACCUCUCAAACGUGCAAAAUUGCUGCUACAAAAUGAAGCCAUGAAUAACCACAUAUAUAGAAGAGAGACUAGAAGUUGGCAGGGCCACUAUAUUAAUAAAUAUAUAUAUUGCUCGAUUAUAUUGUAAUUUAUUGUAUAUCAGUAUUGAGUAUAGUGCCAUUUAUUAGCUGUGCUCAUAAGGUGCUUAUCUAGAAAAUAAUUUAUUUAAGCAAUGAAAAGGAUUAAUGCCUAUAUUACUCACAUUAUUAAGCUACAGUUUAAUCAAAGCAUCACGUGGUUUUGUUUGGGUAAUGUUAGGGUCUAAUUUUUUCCCUUCUCACCACAAUUUGCUGCCUGACCCCACUGUCAUUUCCUAAAUCUGAAAUGCUGAGGAAAAAAAAUCUGUCCACUCAGUUUUUUUAACCUCUCAUUUUCACAUAUUCCAAAAAAGAUUUUUUGCUUAAUUUUUUUAUAUUUUUUUUUAAUUACUGUCAUUCACCAAUAGACAGUAGGUUUGUAUUUGGGUGACAUUCAUACCCUGUAAUUAUAAAGUAUUACUGGAGGUGGCUGCAUUCUCUAUGGCUUUGUGAAGAUAAUUGUUCUUGAACUAUCGAAAUCAACUGAAUCGAGACAUUUUCUGAAACGAUUUUUCUUUUGGCGUAAUUUGUAGCAGCCAAUCAACCUUCCUUGUAUGGGGCACAAGCAUGAUCUUUCACUACCUAUAAUAGAUUCUGGCACAGCUGCUUUUCCUAUAGCUUCACUAGUUUUGCCUGUUCCUGUUUUUCUUCUCUUCCAUUUGCUCUUGAUUACUAUAAUUAUCAUGUGUGUGUUUGCAUUUAAAUGUGUGAUUGUGUUGGGUUAUAGAAUGUUAAUGUGUUAUAAAUCUCACUUGAGAUAUAGUCACUUGUAUACAAAAUAUCUAGGUCUAGUUAGCUUGUAAAUGAGCUGUAUACAUUGUAUGUAUACACCUCUCUCCUACAGAGCUUGCAGUUGCUCAGUGCACACAGCGUCCCGUGGACCUUGUCUUCAUCUUGGAUGCUUCAGAACGAAUUGGCAAGCAAAACUUCCAGCACUCAGCAGCUUUCGUGGAAGAGGUAGGCCGCCGAUUGUCACUUGCCCGCAGAAAUGAUGACCCAGCCAAUGCUCGUGUGGCCCUGUUGCAGUAUGGAGGAAAGGAUGAGCAAGAUGUAGUGUUUCCCCUGACCUUUAAUCUGACAGAGAUCUCAGAAGGGCUUGGGCGUCUCAAUUAUUAUGGCUCAUCUUCCAACAUUGGAGAUGCCAUAAUCUUCGCCAUCAACAAGGUUCUGAAGAGUGACACUCUCGGUGCCCGACGGUACGCUGAGCCAUCAUUUGUCUUCAUCACUGAUGGAGUGACUGGACGUCAAGGAUUAGAGGAAGCUGUUGGUUCCAUGAGAAAGAAUAAUGUUGUUUCUACCUUGGUAUCUGUGGGACCUGACCUUGACCAUGACGUUCUAAGACAACUCAGCAUGGGCGAGAGAGCAGCCAUCUUUGGAGAAGAUGACUACUCUAAGCUGAGCAAGAGUGCUUUUAUGGACAGAUUCAUACGCUGGGUGUGCUAGACAUGAUCGAGAAAGUGGGAAAGACAUAUACAUACAAAGGCGAUCAUAGACACAAACCUUAAUAUUUCAAUAAGUGAGAAUACUCCAGUUAGAAAAACUCUUACAAUACUGAGCAUGAGCUGAUUAAACAAGGGAUCUAAGGUGAUCUCUGAUAAGUAGGGCAAAUAAAAGAUUGGAGAGUCUUUUCUGAAUGGACACAUUUCUCCCUCCUUGAAAAACGUAAUGCAAAGGAUCAAGGACACACAGGCAGACAAAAAAAGAGGGGACUCCUUUGACUGACACUGACAUACAUAUAGAUUGUUACACACUUUUUUAUGCAUUAAGGUUGUAUCUUUUUUGAAGUUUGAAGAACUAAUACAUCUAACAUGAACAGUGAAUCUUGCAUACAAUUACAAACACACAGUCACACAUCAUAAGCACACACAAGUGUACAAACAAAUUUUGUGUUUUCGAAAUCUCUAUCUUUGUUGUUUUUAGUAAAAUUACUAAUGGAUAAAUCUUAGAGUGACUCAAGACAUUAGGACAUCUCUAAUAGUGUCACAUGGAUUGUGUCAAAUUCAUAGUGCUAAAUGCAGACAAUUUAUGAUUUCAUGAUUUCAUGCACCUAAAACCUGUGGCAGGCAAAAGAGAGGGCUAUGGAAGUUAGUGGAGAUGGGUAUGAUGGUACUUCGAAGAGAGGGAAUUAUAUACACCAAAAGUAGCGAACAACAGAGCUACCUGUGCAUUAGGCGACUUUCUGAAAAAUCUCAGAUCUGAUGUAAUGAAAAUAAAAAAGCCCUCCUGUCAUAUCCUGUUUCUUUCUUCAUGUAACUUAAUUUUCUUUAAUGAUUAAUGAUAUAUCAGUUCUUAAUUUUAAAAGAGAAUCACACAAUGAUGUAUGUUCUACUUCACAAAAGUAAUGCAUGAAUAAAUACUGGAUUUACAUAAAUGUACAAUAGAUAGGCAAAGAGACAGAAACAAAUAGUGGAUACCGACUCAUGGAGUCGAAAAGGCAUUGGUUGAGCCCAAUCUGAUAUAAUAAUAUCUACAUGGUUCUGGAAAGAAAAACAAGAUUUUGCAAAGUGAAAAUACAGGUAUAACACUAUUGGUUCACAAGGUAAGUCAUAUACAGAACCAUUAAAGAUGUACAAUCACAUCCCAGGGUUUUUAAUAUUGUGGUUACAUAUCCCCUAUGUGUAACAAAUAUGCAUGUGGGAGGUGUGAUAAUACAUUUAAAUGUAGAAAUUAGUGUGUUUACCCUGCAUCAUAUUGCCUUUAUCUUAGCUGGUGUUCCGCACACACAGAGCAGAUAUUAAACAUUUUUUUUUUUUAUUUCUCUUCCUGGGUUUCAAUAUGUGCCCUGUCUGUGUCUGGAAUAAACUGGAUUGUUGUUUAAUUUGCUAAAUCUUUAAAUUACAUAUAAAAUAAAUCACAAAGAGUAUCACAUGACAAAAAGUUAACACAAGCUAUAGGUUAUAAAACAAGACAAGACAAGGAACGGUUGCGCCAAAGAUUAAAAAAAAAAUUCUGUUGAAAAGAACAAUGAAGCACAUGUUUUGCCCUCCCCUCUAGUUUUCUCCCCCCCCCCUUAAGACGAUCAAAACAUAAUCACCACUAACCUUACAGACAAGUCCAAAUUUUAUCCCUAUAAUUUUAAAUCAGCACCUUUAGUCAUAUCCGAAAAAUCAGUUCUAAAAGACUUAUAUGACUCACAUAACCUAACUCAUGCAGAAAGGAUUGCACUAAAACAACUCCAAGAAGACAAUGACAUAGUCAUUAAACCAGCCAACAAAGGUGGAUGAAUUGUUAUUCAAUCUAGCACCUUACAUAUAGAGGAGGUCAACAGACAAUUAAACGAUCAAGAAAUAUACGAAAAGUUAACAUAAGACCCCACCCCCAAUAUACAAAAAACGUUAUCCCAAUUCUUAAAGAACAGAUUAGAUUCCGGAAUCCUAACUAAACAUGAAUUCAAUUACCUUAAUAUCAAAUUACCAAAAACCCCUGUCAUAUACGUCUUACCUAAAAUACAUAAAAAUUAAAAAAUACUCCCUGGAAGACCAAUUGUGUCUAGAAUUGGUUCCCUCUUAUGUAAUCUAUCUCAAUAUAUAGACACACUACUCCAACCCUCUGUGAAAAUUAUGAAAUCAUACCUCAAAGACACUAUGUCCCUACUAAACUUUAAACAAUUUUAUAUGGCAACCCAAUUUUAUUUUUGUAACUUGUGAUGUGCAGUCCCUUUAUACAAUUAUUUCCCACACAAUAGGAUGUCAGGCCAUUAAAGACAUCUUAACUACAGAAGGAAGAACAGCGAUGGGGACCAGGUUUGCUCCCAGUUAUGCCAACCUGUUUAUGGUGGACUGGGAAUCCUCAGCUAUCUGGGGAGGACACCAGUGGCAUUCAAACCUGAUCACCUAUUUUAGGUAUAUGGUGUAAAGGAUCCUUCUAUUCGUGCAGCGAUGAUCCUUGCAGCUUCUCCUGAAAUCCAGCUGAAACAAAGUGAUUAUAAUUCCCAAUCCCCCAAACAUGAGUUGAGACUUCAUGAAGGGGUAAAACGAUUUGAUUUACUGUGAGCUACCCGCCCGGAAUUUAUGCAGGUCUCCCACCUGGUGGACACUCCCCUAGGGGACCAGAUGGAAGACUGGGACAAAAGUAUCACAGUAGCCAAUCACAGUGGCUAUAGCAUAAGCACUCCCCUUUUACAUAAAUCACUCCCUCUUUUCCAUCCUGGAGAUAAUUAACUUAAGGUAGCAAAGAGAGCCUUAAUUAUCUCCAGGUAGAAAGAAACAUGGCUUUUAUUAUUUUAGCAAACCAGCAUAAAAAUCUAUAACUUUCCUUUUACAUAACAUAAACUUUAAGUCCCACAUAUCCCCAGAUAACUUGGAUCUGAGUGCAUAUUCUAGGCGAAUAGCGCUCAGAUCCCACGAACACAGUUCUCAGAAACGUCGACUGAAGUUUGACUUUCGCCAGCCGUUCGUGUGUUUGUAGCCAACUACAAGUUCCAUACUGUAGCCAUCUGGGGUCGGUCACUUUCGCAUACUUCCAGUGCACGAAUGAAGUAGGAUCUCCUUCAUUCGUGUGUUUUUCCACCGUACGAACUAGGUUUUGAAGAGGUAGCAGCGGUGUUCGACAAAAUAAGUAGCCGAAAUUAGUUCCAGGGAAUCCUCGCCAUUUACCGCUGAGCGUUCGACAAUACAAAAUGGUGAUUGCCACGUGUUCGGUAAACGAACGCAGACCACCAGCUAUUCCCCAAUUAGGCUGUGGUUAACCGCAACAGUCUGGGUGGUUAAUAGGCGCCACACGACCUCAGUGGGAGGUCGGUGGUUCGGUAGUUAAUUUGCUUUUCUCGCUAUUUUCACGAAAUCCCGCUGUAAUCAUCCAAAUAACCGAACGGGCUGGUUCGCAUGGUCUGUUUAAUAAGGGAUUUCGUUACAUAUAGAUUACAUUUUUUUUUUAUCUGGGAAGGCACAGAAGACAGUUUAAUUUCUUUCAUCAAUAAUCUUAACAAUAAUAGGGGUAUUAUUGUAACACAUGAAUAUAGCAGGGAAUCAAUCAACUUUUAUUAAGAACGGACAAAUACAAACUAAAACUUUUUUUUAAAAAGUCUGUGUCAACACAGCUAUGGAUAAAUCAAGCUGCACUACAAACCUUGGCUUGAAAGUGCCCCUGAAAGCCAAUUUUUAUGCCUCAGAAGUAACUGCUCUCAAUUAGAAGAUUUUAAUGAACAAGCAAAUAAGAUAAAAAAAAUAUAUUGAAAAAAACUACGCACCAGUCAAAUUAAAUUAUACGGUAGAUACAAGAUCUUUCCUUUCUUCUUUUGUUAUUGAAUAACAAAAAAAGAAAGGAAAGAUCUUCUAAUAUAUAAAGACAAAAGUACUAAAGAUUCACUAUCCCUCCCCAUCAUUUUUUAUUUUAAUAAAAGUGGACAUAUAAAAAAGGUAAUAAGAAAACAUUGGCAUUUAUUAAAACGCAACGAGACAUUAAAACAAAGCAGACCCGAACAACCGAAAAAAAACCCAUAAUAUUUAGACGGGUCCCUAAUUGCAAAUCCAUUUUAACUACUAAUUUUACCAAGGAAAUCAAACCCAAAACCAAAACAACACCCUCCUUUUUACCUGAAGCCAAAGGAUUUUACAGGUGUAAAAGAUGUAUAGUCUGUAAAAAUACUGACCCCUCUAUCCCAUCAAAAACUACACAAUUCACUUCUAAAAGAACAAAGAAAACCUAUAGAAUUAAAGACUUUAUUGGAUGUGACACAAAAAAUGUUUGAAUGCCCAUGCGGUCUCCAGUAUGUGGGAAUGACUAUGCAAAACCUAAAAAUAAGACUUCAUGAACACUGCAGGAAUAUUGAAAAAGGAUCUCAACCAUUCAGUAUCGAAACACUUAAUUUUACAUAACAAUGAUCCAAAAUUACUUUUAUUGGUAUCCAAAAAUUUACUGUUCCUUGGAGAGGGGGUAAUGUUAAAAAUAUCCUAGGUAAAAGUGAAAUGGAAUGGGUAUUCAAUCUACAGACACUCACACCCCAUGGCCUCAACGCAGAAUUGUAUUUAUUUAUUUUUAUAUAAUGUCAUUAUGCCUUUUACUGUAUACCCUCCCUCCCUUUUCUGUUUUAUUUCCAUUUUAUUUUUAGUAUUUCCCACCGUUUUAAUAUAUACAUUAUUGCAACAUUUUUCUGAAUAUUAUGUAUCCAUGAGGAAGCCGACAUGAUGAAACUCGGGAUCACCCACAGGAUCUACUUCUGGACAAUUGUUCUUCUAUUUGUUAUUUUAUAGAUUGUAGUGUUUUAAUCUAAAU